Suillus subalutaceus is the source of this 414-nucleotide messenger RNA. RefSeq lists its product as uncharacterized. NCBI's taxonomy places the organism in Eukaryota, Fungi, Basidiomycota, Agaricomycetes, Boletales, Suillaceae. The transcript is spliced from 5 exons. The record is from RefSeq and is a predicted model, not a curated record. Bases 1 to 414 code for a protein of 137 amino acids.
AUGAAAAUGUUCAUUCUCGAUGAGGAACAGUUGUUUGCCAAUGGACAAAUAUACAUGGGGCUGUCUUGGGUGCAGUCUCUAAAGGGCCUUCAAGCUGUAGGCCGAAAUGUGGCAAUGGCAAAAAAUGAACCUGCAUCAUUGUCAGCAGGAGCUGCAUUGACAUCAUCAGGAGUUCUAGAUUGGGCAGAGAACCAUUGGGAGGAGACUGCCCUAGUAACUACAACACAUAAACAUGGCCAUAAAGUUGUUGACUACUGUGACAAGCCAGGCCAAUUCUGGCCUGAUGGCCAAGAACCUCCUUUCAACGGACAGAAACACCCCAAGCAUAUAUUUGUCACCAAAGGCAAACAUCAACCCCUCAAAGAGAUUACCCACAACCAUGAGGAAAUAAACUGGCCGGAGGAUUACAUUUGA